AAUCAGUAAUCAUUCAACCAUAGAAUGGAGAGAGUGAAAGUAAAAGUGGAUGAGUCCCAUUUUCCUAAAACAUCCAAGGAGCAGAAAAAUGGUAAAUUUGAGGAACCAGUUGUCCUGGAGUCUGAUAGAAUGACAUCCAUCCUACUCCGAACAAUGUAUGUCCAGUGGGUAAUAAUUACUUUUCUCAUUGGAAUAAUAUUUGUUCGACUAGUCUACUCCACCGAUGAAAACUGGACAUUUUUUGUUAGUUCAACCUUAAUCCUCUGUUUUGCUGUGAUACCCAUCAUAAUUACAAUAUCUUGCGUGGAUUGUUGCUCGAAGAAAAAAUCUAACAAAGUAGAAAAGAAGAAAGUUUCUAAUGAUGAAACUAAUGACAAAUCUAGCCCCACUAAGAAGAUAAAGCCUAGAAAGUCUAGAAGUACUACUAGAAAAAGCAAGCCGAAACCUGCCACUGAAGAAGAUACCCCAAAGUCUACUACGGUUUCCAAUGAAACAACUGUGCCUGAGAAGAAACAGCCUAGAAGCGUGUCUAAGAAACGGAAAACAAGUAAGCCAAGAAGUAUUUCAAAGAACCGAGUUAAAAGUAAGUCUAGAAGUGUAUCCAAGAGAAGAAAACCCAGCAAAUCAAGAAGUACAUCAAGAAAGCCAAGUAAGCCGAGAAGUGUAUCCAAGAGCCGCACCGCCAGCAAGCCUAGACCAGCUUCGAAGAAGAGAGAGAUGGUUGAUUCUCCUAGUAUCACUGAUGAAAUCAUUAAUCUUUCCCAGUCUGUUUUUGGAGAACCCAGGAAAACUAGAAGUAAAUCCAGACCUAGAAGCACAUCUAAACCUAGAAGUUCUUCAAGGAAGCGUAGAAGCUCAUCUAAACCUAGAAGUUCUUCAAGGAAGCGUAAUUCCAGCAAACCUAGAAAUGUUUCUAAGACCAGAAAGCCUAGAAGUGAAUCAAAGAAGAGAGAACCCAGCAAGAACCAAAGUUUAAGGAAGCGUAAUUCCAGCAAACCUAGAAAUUUAAGUGCUGAACCCAAAGCUGAAACUGAAGAUCCUUCUAAAUCUGAAGAAAAGAAGAUAAAUCUUGAGAUAAAAGUAGAAUGUGUUGACGAGAACAACACUGCAGGAGUCUCAAAUCUGAAUGUUCAUGCUCAAGUAGAUAAUGAUCAUCUUGAUAUGGAAACCCAGUUGGGAUCCAAGGGUGCUGAUGUUUACUCUGAGGCCAAGGUUGAGGAUGAGGGAGAAAACAGCAGUAUCAAGAUCACUAUUGAUACUGAGCAACCAGAUACAGGACUAGAGGUAGAGAAUACUCUUAUUGGAGAUGAAAAGAGGAUAACAGCUACUCUAGAUAAUGAUGGAGUGGAACAAACCAAGAAGAUUAAAAUAGAUCUUGAGACAGAUUCAGAUUCAGAUCAUCAAGAAGCAGAAGGACAUAUUCACAUUGAUAGCAAAAAAGCUUGAACUUAUGAUAUAAAUAUUAAACAUUUAUGAACUAUUCAUUGAAAUUAACCAAAUACAUAUAUUUAUAUAAAAUA
Messenger RNA from Eurytemora carolleeae, 1520 nucleotides. Its product is annotated as serine/Arginine-related protein 53. The transcript is spliced from 2 exons. Bases 25 to 1446 code for a protein of 473 amino acids. Lineage: Eukaryota; Metazoa; Arthropoda; Copepoda; Calanoida; Temoridae. The record is from RefSeq and is a predicted model, not a curated record.